AUGCAGAUACUUGCUUCGCCAAGUCGAUACGACAUCGAUUCUUCGCACAGGCAAAGACAGAUUUUCUCCAUCGGUACGCAGUCUCUGAAGAAUUUAAAAUCCGUCAAUAAAUUCCGAGCUAUUCUCUGGAUCAUCCUCGCGGUUUCCUCGAUCCCGCUACAUAUAACGUACAACUCUGUGAUCUUUCCUACGACCGGAGCAUACGCGUACAAAGUUGCUGUUGUAACACCCGACUUCUUAAAUGGCGCUCGUUUCGAUCUCGGGUCCAUCAACAAUCUGACCAGCUCUUCGUCUAUCACGUCCAAUUCCAGCAGCUUCACUGUCAAUCACCUCACCUCCCAUGUAUUCGGUUCAAGGGUUCCUUCGGUAGAGCCGAGAGCUGCUGAGUUGCUGGAACUACUCCAAUCCAAAUAUCUGAAACAGCAGCUAAAGAACAUGACAAUCGACGAAUGCAUUGAAGCAUACCUGGUGAACCGGCAAAUCACUCAUCGCAACCUCAUUGCAGUAAGCGAUGACGCCCGAUCAAGCACGAGCUCAGUCGUUUGGCUCGAACCGUCGAAACCCCUGAACGCGGCCACCAACUGGAUCUGCCGAUACCGAAAAGACGUCGUUAGCGGCUGGAUGCUCAACGGCACGGAUCCCGAUUGCGCUCCCGAGUCUGCAUUGUUUUACGAGCCGACGCUGUUCAUCGUGGUCAUUGUGGCCAAUGCGAUCAAGGCGGCUGCCAUGAUAGCGACACUCCUCCAAUAUAAGCGGCCAGCGCUGGUCACCAUUGGCGAUGCCCUUGCGUCAUUCCUGGAGGAGGCAGAUGAGACUACGCGCGGGUUGUGUCUCGCCACGGCGAAUGAAUUUGCCUCUGGGUCAUGGGAUGCUCGACCACGGAUUUUCUCACGGGAACUGAAGACUAUCAAACGGUCUACAGGAGCAUCUCGGCAGCAGUGGAUCACGACCAUGGCGGCGUUCGCGACUAUCAUGGUAGUUGGAACCAUACUCUUUGCAAGUAUUUACGACAAGUCCAACAGACUUCGUUGGUCCCUCUCUGGAUCGGUCAGCAAAGAGUCCGUCAAGCUGGGAGUCGGCCUCGGUGCAGCUUCAGUUGUCAUACUUGCAAAUCUUCCUCAGGUUGUCCUAUGGCUGAACCUUGUAUUCCUCAACCGGCUCGUCACCUGCAUGGCGGUUUCGAGAGAGUGGUCGCUAAUGGCACAUGCCAGAAAGGGGCUGCGAACAUCUGCAUCGCGUGGAGAACAGCGGUCAACAUACUGGCUACAACUUCCCUUAAAGUUCGCCAUCCCAAUGCUUGCCGUCUCCACGGGUCUCCACUAUCUUGCAUCACAGGCCUUAUUCUUCGGAUCUCUCCGCAUAUAUUCUCCAUACGACGACGGCCAGCUGAUCGAAGAUUACACCGGACUCGGCUACGCACAGAACCCGGCGCACGUUCUCCUCAUCACGCUGCUGCUCCUGAACUCCGCCAUCAUCCUUUGGGGAAAGUCUUACAAUAAGCCGGGUAUCCCACACGGAGGCUUCAACAGUGCGUACAGUGGGGCGUGGUAA
Messenger RNA from Lasiodiplodia theobromae, 1551 nucleotides. RefSeq lists its product as uncharacterized. The record is from RefSeq and is a predicted model, not a curated record. Lineage: Eukaryota; Fungi; Ascomycota; Dothideomycetes; Botryosphaeriales; Botryosphaeriaceae. The coding region runs from base 1 to 1551 and encodes 516 amino acids. The transcript is spliced from 5 exons.